GAUUGUGAAAUUGCUUGCAGGUGGGUACAUGCCCUAUUUAAGCCCCGUACAUGGUAAACAAGCCACAGUGCUGCACUGAUACACAUCUAGUACGGUCCGAAAAAAGGUACUGUGGACAGCAACAUGCUGAGGUUCUUUAUGGCUUUCUGUGUCCUGGCAACAGGCUGGGCGCAAGAGUGUGUGGUCGAUCAAAUUCCAGUCAAAGAGGGCUUUGACAAAUACAGGUUCCAAGGAACAUGGUACGCUGUAGCCAAGAAAGACCCAGUGGGACUUUUCCUGCUGGACAAUGUUGUCGCCAGCUACAAAGUGGAGGAUGAUGGUAAAAUGACAGCCACUGCUGUUGGCAGAGUCAUCAUUCUGAACAACUGGGAGACCUGUGCUAACAUGUUUGGCUCAUUAGAGGACACCUCAGACCCUGCCAAGUUCAAGCUGAGAUACUGGGGAGCAGCUGCAUACCUACAGUCUGGAUAUGAUGACCACUGGAUCAUUGAUACGGACUACGACAACUAUGCCAUCCACUACUCAUGCAGAGCGUUGGACGCUGAUGGCACCUGCCUGGACGGCUACUCCUUCAUUUUCUCCCGUCACCCUACUGGCCUGAGGCCAGAGGACCAGAAAAUUGUGACCCAGAAGAAACAGGAAAUGUGCUUUCUGGGCAAAUACAGGAGGGUCGCACACAACGGUUUCUGUGCCUGAAGUGUUCCUGUUCAACACUGGCAAGAAUGUAAACUCUUCUUUUCCAGCUGUAGUAGCAAUGUAAAUAAAACUGUCAGUCAAUCUCAAGCUAACCCACUUUCAAUUCUGUAUAACUGUAAAAGUAAACGCUUUGUAUGUGGCUGAUAAACCGUGUGAAAAUGCCAUGGUUGUAUCACGUAGCCUGGACUACUUUUUAAAAUAAAGUAUUCUUCACGAAAACAA
Pygocentrus nattereri (red-bellied piranha) is the source of this 918-nucleotide messenger RNA. It is a transcript of the gene rbp4, whose product is annotated as retinol binding protein 4, plasma. Lineage: Eukaryota; Metazoa; Chordata; Actinopteri; Characiformes; Serrasalmidae. Gene Ontology annotation, molecular function: retinol transmembrane transporter activity; retinol binding. The transcript has 6 exons. The record is from RefSeq and is a predicted model, not a curated record. Bases 124 to 696 code for a protein of 190 amino acids. Gene Ontology annotation, biological process: retinol transport.